AUGUCUUUACCUGAGAGGCCCGGUGCCUUGAGCCCAUCGUAUGAACAGCGAAAUGCAUAUCGACAAUCUCCAUCGCGACGCAACCGACCAAAUGAUGUCGAAACCGGAAACUAUUUUCCCGUCUCUGGCCGUCCAUCCCAUCAACACCAGCGUAUCGCAUCGGGAAACUCCUUUCCUGAGACGAUCAGGUCUCCUGAUGUGAUUCCAGAUAGGCAACCUCUCUCGCCAACCGAUGAACACGUCUCUGUUAAUGGAGUUCCAACGCGUAAAAGAAGCCUAAUACGUCCUGAACGUAAUAGGAUAGACAAAGAUCACCCCAACUAUCACUAUCGAAAGCAUGCCGCCCAGAUGGAUACUCUCCCCUCCUCGACUGGUAAUGACCCGAUUUACGAAGAUGCAGACAGCAGUGCGAAGCUAUCCGGCGAACGAAGCCUAGGGGCUACUUCGGAUAGCUCGCCACCACGAAAACGUGGUGACGAUCCGGAAAAAGCCAAGACGAGAUCUCACGCCUCACGUCGGCGACGCUCCAACAGCCAUAGAGCGUCAAAACUGGCGAAAGACUCGAAACGGAACAAACCUAAAGAGACCAUUCGACCACCAAGUAUAUGGAAUAUUUACUGUGCUGUGGUUACGUUUUGGUGCCCUGAUUUCAUCCUUAAUUGCUGUGGUUUCCGCUCAAAGGCACAGCGAAGAGCUUGGAGGGAGAAGAUGGGGUUGAUCAGCAUCAUCCUAUACUUAAUGGCAUUUGUUGGGUUCUUAACAUUUGGGUUCACCCAGGUUGUUUGUUCAAGUCCCGCUGUUCGGCUUCACAUUAAUGAAGUUUCCGAUGGCUUCAUGAUUUUCCACGGAACCGCAUACGAUCUGACUACCUCCGGUCACCCUCCUGCCGACGGUAUUCCUCUUCGGCCUGACGGACGAUACCCCAAUGUGCUAUACGAUAUUCCAAACCGGUCUUUUGGCGGUCAGGACGGAAGCUUCAUGUUCCAAAAUGUCAACGGUAAAUGCAAGGGUCUCAUUACAGCUGCUGAAAAUUCCGACGUUCCCACGAAUCGUGAUGGUGAAUUGGCGUGGUACUUCCCCUGUACUACAUUUUCUCAAGAUGGAUCAACAAAACCGAACUUCACCUGGCCGUAUUACACGGGAUACGCUUGCCAUACCACUCAGGAAGCUCGAGAUACAUUCUAUCUACAACUCGAUGGUACUGGCGAUGUUUUCUUCACGUGGGAAGACUUAAAGAACGAUACACGCAAUUUGAUUGUAUAUUCGGGUCAAGUCCUUGAUCUGGAUCUCCUGUAUUGGUUCAACGAGGACGAAGUUAGUAUUCCCGACAGUUUCAAGGAGUUGAGAGAUAAGAACAGUGCUGCCAACGCCGCCAUUCGUGGACGUGACAUUACCAGAGCAUUCUCCAAUCCUGAGGACAAGCGGAUAGCAGAAUGUUUCGAGGAAAUUAUCAAAGUCGGAACUGUAGACACAGAGACUGUCGGAUGCAUUGCGUCCAAGGUGGUUCUUUAUGUGUCAUUGGCCCUCAUCUUGUCUGUGGUGGCCGCACGGUUUGGUUUGGCACUGUUGUUUCAAUGGUUUAUCAGCCGCAAAUAUGCAGCUCCUAAAACUUCACAAUCUGCCGACAAGAAAAAACGCAACCGCCAGAUCGAGGAUUGGAGUGAAGACAUAUAUCGUGCCCCAAUACGAAUGCCUGGAGACAUAAGUAGUAGUUACGGUGGCUCUGAUAGGAUCAGCAAGCGUACAAGCAAUUUCUUGCCUACGACCUCGCGCUUCUCAGCCGUAUACGGGCCCGGUAGCGAAAGAAGUGCCCGACCGCCGCAGCCUACCACGAUGGCUAGCCAGGCCUCCUCUGGACCGCUGCUUCACCCUACAUCAAUAUAUAGACAGGGAAAUGACAGCAGAGUCAGCAUGCUCCGGUCGGAUACAUAUGGUAGCUCCGCUACUCCUCUGGAUGGCUUCGGUUCCGGUCCCGCUGGGUUCAUUCACGAUGCUGUUGUUCCCCAGCCACCUUCUGACUAUCAACCGUUCGGUUUCCCUCUUAUACAUUCCAUUUGUUUGGUUACAGCCUAUUCCGAAGGCGAACUCGGUCUUCGAACUACACUAGACUCCAUUGCUAUGACAGAUUACCCUAACAGCCAUAAAGUGAUCCUCGUUAUCUGUGACGGUCUCAUUAAAGGCAAAGGGGAAACAAUGUCAACUCCGGACGUCUGUCUUGGAAUGAUGAAAGACCAUACUGUAGCUCCUGAGGAAGUCGAAGCGUUCUCAUACGUCGCCGUUGCAAGUGGCUCAAAGCGACACAACAUGGCUAAGGUCUACGCCGGUUUCUACGAUUAUGGUGCCAAGUCUAGCAUUCCGGUAGACAAACAGCAAAGGGUGCCCAUGAUGCUUAUAGUCAAAUGUGGUACUCCUGAUGAGGCUACGAAGGCCAAGCCCGGUAACAGAGGAAAGCGUGACAGUCAAAUUAUUCUAAUGUCGUUCCUGCAGAAGGUGAUGUUUGACGAGCGCAUGUCGGAGUUGGAGUUUGAAAUGUUCAAUGGUCUUUGGAAGGUCACCGGCAUAUCACCCGAUUACUAUGAAGCGGUUCUAAUGGUUGACGCCGAUACCAAGAUUUUCCCCGACAGCUUGACCCAUAUGCUGUGUGCCUUGGUGCGUGAUCCUGAUAUCAUGGGUCUGUGUGGUGAAACCAAGAUCGCCAACAAAAAUCAGAGCUGGGUCACAGCCAUCCAGGUAUUUGAGUACUUUAUUUCUCAUCACCAAGCCAAGUCCUUUGAGUCAUGCUUCGGUGGUGUUACCUGCCUGCCUGGUUGUUUCUGUAUGUACCGCAUCAAGGCCCCGAAGGCACAGAAUUUCUGGGUCCCGAUCUUGGCCAAUCCUGAUAUCGUCGAACACUACUCUGAAAAUGUGGUCGACACUUUGCACACGAAGAAUCUGUUGCUACUGGGUGAAGACCGAUACUUGACUACACUCAUGCUACGAACCUUUCCCAAACGCAAACAGGUCUUUGUUCCGCAGGCGGUUUGCAAAACUACCGUCCCAGAUGAAUUUAGCGUGCUACUUUCACAGCGUCGAAGAUGGAUCAACUCGACCGUUCACAACCUCAUGGAAUUGGUUCUCGUCAAAGACCUCUGUGGUACUUUCUGCUUCAGCAUGCAAUUUAUCGUAUUCAUCGACUUGAUUGGUACACUUGUAUUGCCGGCAGCUAUUGCCUUCACUCUAUAUGUUGUUAUUAUAUCCAUUGUGGGCCCAACCGUACAGGUAAUCCCUCUUGUUCUACUGGCUCUGAUUCUCGGUCUGCCUGCGGUCCUUAUCGUAGUCACAGCUCAUUCUUGGACUUACGUGGUGUGGAUGUUCAUCUAUCUUAUAUCCCUUCCUAUUUGGAACUUCGUGCUUCCUGCUUACGCCUUCUGGAAAUUUGACGAUUUCUCUUGGGGCGAUACUCGAAAGACGGCAGGUGAAAAGACUAAGAAAGCCGGUAUCGAGUAUGAAGGCGAGUUCGACAGUAGCAAAAUCAAGAUGCGACGAUGGGCUGAGUUCGAGCGCGAGCGCCGUACGAAAGAGGACAACUUCUGGGCCUCUCGAGAAAGUGUUGCGGGUAAUGGCCACUGGCCUAGAGCAUCUCAGCAUCCAUAUGAUGACCAGUAUUAUCCUGGCAUAUAA
Molecule: messenger RNA, 3660 nt
Organism: Xylaria bambusicola
Lineage: Eukaryota; Fungi; Ascomycota; Sordariomycetes; Xylariales; Xylariaceae
Product: glycosyltransferase family 2 protein
Exons: 2
Coding region: 1-3660 (1219 amino acids)
Cellular component (GO): cell septum; cell periphery
Molecular function (GO): chitin synthase activity
Source: RefSeq, a predicted model, not a curated record